GAGUGAGGAGCGGCUCGCCGUGUCAGCCGCGGGCUGCGCCCUUGCGUUGCGCUCUCGCGGCCCCGCGCCGGCGCUGCGCUCUGCGAUGUGAGCCGCUGCCUGUCCAGCCGGGGCUCUGGCGAAGAAACUCACUUCAAAAGCAGCUGCACGGAGGGGGAGAUUAAAGCCUUUGCCGCCUUCCAAUCAAAUGGGAGCCCGAGGUGAUUGGAGGGUCAAGGGGAUGUGACGCGCCCCGCGCUGCCGCCGCCGCCGCCAGGACUCUCAGCGCCGGUUUUAAUGGGCACCUCUCUCCUCACCGCCCCCCUGAGUGUCCCCUCCCUCGAUUUCGCUCCGAGGACGAGAUGGACGUUUAUUCUACGUUUGCCAUCCGCCGCCUUCCUGUUUUUUCCUCCUCGUCUUCCUCUUUUACCCAGCUCGAAAAUAAACUGAAACCUUUUGGAAGGGGGGCGGGUAAGUGUGAGGAACAGACUGCGGAGGUGUCCAGAAGGAGCGCCGGCGAGACUCUGGACCCCAACCGGACUGUCAACCCCGGGGGCGGGCAGGGGCCAGCACACCAGCUCUCCUCAGUAAUUGAGAUCCCGCGCAGCGCAGCCGCCAGGGUAAGGAAAGGUGGAGAUCCGGUGCCGGAAGAAGUUCGCCCGCCCGCUUUGAUUUCCAGAGGCCCGGCAGCGGAGAAACCAGAAGCUAGAAUCGACAGGAUUUCUCUGACUGCCGUUUGCGCCGCAUUUAUCCGAAUAAAUCCAGCUUGCAGGCAUCUAGCAGGAACAGCUACUGGCUCGCAUGUAUGCGGACGCCUGGGCCCUGAGCGGGACGCGAGGUGGCUCCUCUUGCCCGGGCGGCGGCGGGUCGGGCCUCCGGUGAAGGCUGGACGAGUGGCGCCCGCAGGCGGAGCAGCCCCUCGCAGCCGGGCGUGGGAGCCCCCACCUCUGCUGGUGCCAAGUUCGCCCGCGUGGAAAACUGAAAGCAAAUUCCGAUGCAGAGGUAGCCCGAACUUUUCUCGACGCAAGUCUGUAGCCGAGCUUCGGGAAGCGGCUUUGGGAGAACAGCGCGCUAGAGUGUGCGCGCAGCCGGGUGGAGCCGGGGGCGAAGAGGGCGCCGGGCAGCUGAACCUGCCUGGGGGCGAAGAGCUAGGAAAGGCGCCUUCCCUUUCUCAUUUCGCAUCAACUCCUCGGCCUCUGUCCGUAAAAAAUAGUUUCCAAGCUGCUGCGGUCUCCUAGGAUGUGUUUGUGGGGGUCGCAUGGAGGAGAGGGCUUUGCAAAAGUUGCAGAAAGAGCUUUGCUCAGAAGCGUCUGCCAGCAGGGCUAAGAAAGUUUGGGACUCGCACGCCUUCCCAGGGGAAGAAUGGCCAGGAAUAGGCGCCUAGGAGAACCCUUCCCCCCCCUUGCCGGUCCUCUCCCCAUACCUCGAGCCCACGCGGAAAGAACCUCCUGCUUCCUGCCUUGCAAACUUCCCUGCGCGGCGCCGCGUUCAGCGGGUGAGGCCCGGCCGCAGCCCUGUGAAAGGCUCGCACGGAGGUGGUGGCGGUGGUGGGAGUGUGGCCCCCGUUUUCCGCUUGGACGCCCAGAUCCUCGUCGCCGAUCUCCCAAGUCCCCGGAGCUGGCACUUCCCCCUGGGAGCGGCGGUCUUAGGGGGCCCGCUAGGGCGCAAAGUGCGCGCGUGGGCCCGCCCGCCUGUCUCUCCGCGGGACCUGUCGCCGGGCCAGCCGUGGCGGGUGAGUGAUGAGGGCAGAGAAGGGCGCCCAUAAAUCGCGGGUGUCAGGGCGAAAAACUCUCUUUAUUGUCUGCGUGAUGGAUGGGCCCGGGGACGAGACACCAAAUACUUCGUAUCGCCUUUAAAUGGGAACACAUUUUCCGCGGCCAUAAUUCAUGUUUUUUAAAUAGAAAGUUUGAAAUGUUGCCUAUAUUUCACCGGCCCUGACAUAUUUAUGAAUCACUCCCUGCAUGCAAAUAUCAUUAUUUAAAACGCCAGGGCGAGCGCUGG
Messenger RNA from Choloepus didactylus (southern two-toed sloth), 1980 nucleotides. RefSeq lists its product as uncharacterized. The record is from RefSeq and is a predicted model, not a curated record. The transcript has 2 exons. Lineage: Eukaryota; Metazoa; Chordata; Mammalia; Pilosa; Megalonychidae. The coding region runs from base 342 to 1217 and encodes 291 amino acids.